AAUAUUUAACAUUGAGUGAUUAUAAAAUAGAAUUAUGUUAAUGAAUUAUAAAUCGCAUAUAAAACAUUUUUUGAAAAUUACAAAAUAUUAUAAAAAAUGGAUUCGCCAGCACAGUUCACAGACAAAUUUAAAUUUAAAACCACCUUGGAAGGUUAUGUUUUUUGGAACCGAUGAAUUUUCAGUAUGCAGUUUAGACAAAUUAUACUCAACAUGCAGAGAAGGGAGUGUUAUCAAUCAGUUAGAAGUUGUAACUUCAGUUAAGAAUAAAGCGAAUCCGGUACAGAGGUAUGCAGUUUCAAAUAAAAUACAAUUUCAUAACUGGCCAUGUGGAAAUGUAGACCAGAAGUUCGAUAUUGGAGUUGUUGUAUCAUUUGGAAAAUUAAUUCCUAAAUCUAUUAUUCAUGAAUUCCCCUUGGGGAUGAUUAACGUUCAUGCAAGUUUGUUACCACGCUGGAGAGGUGCUGCUCCUAUAAUUCACGCUUUGGCAUCAGGAGAUGAAGUUACAGGAGUUACGAUAAUGCGUAUUCAACCACAUAAAUUUGACUUAGGAGAAAUUAUUAAACAAAAAUCAAUUGAAAUUACUGACAAUACGACUCAAGAUCAAUUAACCAAGGAAUUAGCGAAUAUAGGAGCUAGUUUACUUGUGGAUACAAUUAAGGAACUACCAACUUGUAUAAAAAAUGCGACUCCACAACCAGAAAAUGGCGUUACAUAUGCACCCCGAAUAAACAUUCAAUCAUCUCGAAUUAAUUGGUUGAUGAUGGAUUCGAAUACCAUCUACAAUUUAUAUCGUGCAUUAAAAGGAUUGUAUCAUUUGCAUUGUACUUGGAAAGGAAUUCCUGUAAAAUUUAUCGAUGUUGGACGUUUAAAUACGGAAUCAAGCUCACAAUUUACAAAUAAUCCCAGUUCACAAAUUUCGAAUAUUCCCGGCUACGUAUAUUAUAGUAAAAACCACAAUCAUUUACGAAUACAGUGCAAAGAUGGAAAGUGGAUUGUAGUAAAUGAAUUAAUUGUUCAUGGGCGAAAACCAAUGAAAAGCAAAGAUUUUUAUAAUGGUUUUAUGUCAAAAUGUCAUCCAAAACUGCAUAUGUUUACGUAGUGAUGUAUAUGAAUUCGUUAAAAUGUUUUUAG
Messenger RNA from Chrysoperla carnea, 1131 nucleotides. Its product is annotated as methionyl-tRNA formyltransferase, mitochondrial. Lineage: Eukaryota; Metazoa; Arthropoda; Insecta; Neuroptera; Chrysopidae. The record is from RefSeq and is a predicted model, not a curated record. The transcript has 4 exons. Bases 35 to 1099 code for a protein of 354 amino acids. Gene Ontology annotation, biological process: biosynthetic process; conversion of methionyl-tRNA to N-formyl-methionyl-tRNA. Gene Ontology annotation, cellular component: mitochondrion. Gene Ontology annotation, molecular function: methionyl-tRNA formyltransferase activity.